AUGGAUGAACAAUUCACAUCCUCACUAUUGUGGCAAAUAUACGUAUAUAUAGUUGGAUGCAAAGCUUGUUCAGUCAUUAUUCAUUCUUUACUGGCAUUAAGACAUAUCGACAACACAGGUUCUUGCAAACAUGCAGUGUUCAUACUUAAUUUUCCUUGCUGUAGUUUGCACAGCACAUUCUGUUUUGUCAAUGUCAUUAAAGGAGAUCAGUGAUGCUUGCAAGAAAGAGCAUAACUUUGAUGGCGAUUUAGAUAAAAUUAAUUACGACGAUCCUGAAUUUCCAAAAGAAGCUAAGUGUACACUGGCCUGUUCAUUUGAGAAAAAUGGUGUGUUGAAAGCAGAUGGAUCCUUCGAUAAAGAAAAGGAUAAAGAGGCUGUUGAAGAAAUAGUGAAAGAUGAAGUGCUAAAAGCAAAGUUGAUGGCAGCGAUUGAUGAAUGCGAUGUUACAGCGAAAGCAGAUAAAUGUGAAGCGGCUUACGAGUUUGUAAAAUGCAAAAAAGCGAAGGCUGGACCACAUUGA
Molecule: messenger RNA, 520 nt
Organism: Nezara viridula (southern green stink bug)
Lineage: Eukaryota; Metazoa; Arthropoda; Insecta; Hemiptera; Pentatomidae
Source: the annotation of a GenBank genome assembly